UCAGUCUGUCAGUCGUGUGCCGAGCAGUGACCAGACUGUCGGCAUCGUCACGCAACAGCAUCAGAGAUCGGAUCGAGGACACCAGGCCGCUCCGCUGAAAGCACCUGUGUCGAAGCCGCCUCAGAGUACACGCAGACCUGGCCGCCUGCCCGCAAACCGCAAGGCUGAGGCGCCGGCUGUGGAAGACACUGCCAUUGCGGCCGUCAUUGUCGGCGGCCAUGCCUUGCGCAAACGACCAAUAUCGCCAGAGCGCCCGGCAGAGACGGCCCAUAUGCAAAGUGCAGCCAAGGCUGCUACCAAGCCCAAGGCGCGUCGUAGGCGCCCCGUGCCGAGGGCUGCCACGCCAGCAAAUCAUCCAGCCUCUGCUACUGGUGCUGCAACCGCUCUGCCUACAAGGGUGUCGAAGCGGGCCAAGCGGGUAUAGCUUGUUAGCUAAAAAUCAAAUGUGCCGAUUUAUGCUGCUUAAUGCAAGAAACGCUGUAGACAUUAAGCUGACUGGCAUCGUUGAUUUCUUGGCUGCGAGCAAAUUUUCCAAGGGGAUUCCCGUGUAUCGCCGUGGUUGCCGUAAGCAAGACGACUGUUUGCUGGGCCAUGCCUUCCAGCACCUGCCUGACAUUUAUAAAGCAGCAACCGCCCUUGGAUGCGCAAGCUGCUUUCUGCAUAUCUCUCCCUACUACUUUGCUAACCUGUAUACUCUCAUGGACGGCUUUUUAAGUACUGUCGAGUCUCAAGGAUUCCCGCUCUCAGUCCUGGACACGCAAACAUCGUUCAGUAAUAUCCCUUACAUAUUCUUUUAUGAGAACUCCGAUGGAAGCCCUGACUUUAUGGACUCCGACGCUUUGCGCACUGCUUUCUACAAGACACUGGCAAAGUACCCGAUACUUGCAGGAUAUAUCCGCAUGGAUGGCCAUGGCCAAGCCAAGGUGGUGGUUGAUAAGGACGAUUUGAACAUGCCCGAGUACCUCGAGACAGCUGUCGACAAUAUCAGCUACAGCGCAAUAAAAGCAGCACAGUUCAGCGCCGACACGUGGCCAAGCGGGGUGGCCACUGUCGGCCCAAUUGCGCGCGCUGGAGCAGAUGGGAGCCUGAAGCUGCUGAAUGUGCAUGUCGUGAGACUAAAGAACAACAGCGGCGCGAUCCUGCUUGUCAACAUCCCACACUAUGUCGUUGAUGGGAUAGGAUUCUUUGGUUUUGUGAACCGCUGGGCUGAACUGACAAGAAAUCCUGAGGCUGACGUCCCUUCUCCCUGCUUCGACCGCUCAGAGAUUGAUAGUCACUUGUCCGAGGAGCGCCGCGAGCAAUGCGACUUCAUUCAAAAGCUGUAUACAACACCGACUAUACCUGCGACGUUUCUGGCCUGGCUGUCUCCAAACUCGCGUGGAAGGAUCCUGGACAAGGCAAUGAAUGUGGCUAGUGCUGAUGGGCAUACAUUCCUUGCUACUCGCCAAAAGCUCGAUGUGCUAGCGCCAGCAGGUUCUGAGACAUGUCUCCAGCGGUAUGCGUGUUUCUGACAAUGAUCUGCUUACAGCGCUUAUUGCCAAGACGAUGGCACAGGCGCAGAAAAUCUACCCAGACUAUGUUUGGCAGG
This is a messenger RNA of Linderina pennispora, 1588 nucleotides long. RefSeq lists its product as uncharacterized. Gene Ontology annotation, molecular function: acyltransferase activity, transferring groups other than amino-acyl groups. The transcript has a single exon. The record is from RefSeq and is a predicted model, not a curated record. The coding region runs from base 219 to 1511 and encodes 430 amino acids. NCBI's taxonomy places the organism in Eukaryota, Fungi, Kickxellomycota, Kickxellomycetes, Kickxellales, Kickxellaceae.